Molecule: messenger RNA, 945 nt
Organism: Ostrea edulis (European flat oyster)
Lineage: Eukaryota; Metazoa; Mollusca; Bivalvia; Ostreida; Ostreidae
Product: A-kinase anchor protein 7-like
Exons: 6
Coding region: 92-766 (224 amino acids)
Cellular component (GO): cytosol
Molecular function (GO): protein kinase A regulatory subunit binding
Source: RefSeq, a predicted model, not a curated record
CAACUUUAGAGGCGGAGGAGCGGAAGCCAUCCCUCUUCCUGCAGGAUUUAUGGUCCAAAAUUGACAAAAGGCUCGUUUUGACCAGAUAGAAAUGGCACUUUCAAACGGAAAAUAUUGGAAAGAAAGGAAAGCAAGAAAUCCAGGACGGAAUGAUGGCAGGAGACAGUCCCCAAACUACUUUUUGGCCAUACAAAUUACCGAGGAAGAGAUAAUACAAAAAGUAAAAGAGAUUCAGGACAUCAUUUUAGAUAAAGAAAGGAACCUGUCUCACGCGAUGAUAGAUAUACCCACCCUCCACCUCACACUUGGUGUUUAUUACCUGGGGGAUAGAGCAAGUGUCUUGCAGGCAGCAGAGUCUCUAAACAGAUUUCACGACAAGCUGAAAGUUUCGGAUUUUGCACCACCUUCUUUCACCGUUUCCACAUUGGGAAAUUUCAAUCACAAAGUUGUUUUCGCAUCAUUUGCAGAUGACCAAGGACUGAAAGACCUUAACACCCUCGCCAGAGAUGUUAAAAAAUCACUCGAAGAUGAUGGAUUGUUUACCACAGAUGAUAAAUUCAACCCACAUAUAACCAUCUGCAAGAUGUCUCGAGAUAUGCCUAGACUUCGAAGAUUAGGAAUCAAAAGAAUUGAGCCUUCGCAUUAUGAAGAAAAGAAAUACACAUAUUUUGGAAAACAGACAGCUGGAGGUAUCCAACUUUGUUCAAUGGUGGAACCGAGAUCAGAAUCCGGAUACUAUCAUAUCGAACAUGAAAUCAAAUUUUGAUUCUUGAGGACAUGCAAGAUCAUAAAAACUCAAAUGUGAAUUUAUAUAUAAGUACAUGUAUGUUUAAUAGUGGUAACUCGUAUCGAUAAAGAUCUACAAGGACAGAAAUGAGAGCUGAUAAGAUGUAUUAUAUGCAGAAAGUACAAACAUGACACCUGAAAUAAAUGUAGUUUUAAGUA